Molecule: messenger RNA, 575 nt
Organism: Morone saxatilis (striped sea-bass)
Lineage: Eukaryota; Metazoa; Chordata; Actinopteri; Moronidae
Product: transport and Golgi organization protein 6 homolog
Exons: 3
Coding region: 18-575 (185 amino acids)
Biological process (GO): protein secretion
Source: RefSeq, a predicted model, not a curated record
UGUGUGUGUGUGUGUGCAUGUACUUUGUGCUGCACAGUGCCCCCUGUCAGGAGAUUUUGCUGUGGUACCUGAGUCACAUCGAGGCGUCUGUAGCCCUGUCAGCGCUGAGGCAGCUCUCAGGUCUGCAGGGACAGGAGACCACGGUGGCAGCAGACCUCCACUUCACCCCGGGCAGUGAUGGAGGAGCCAGACUCUCCCUCCAAGAGAGCUGCAGUGAUGAGGAUGAUGCUCUGUAUGAGAAGGUGUCAGGGGAGCAGUGGAGGCUAGAGUGUCUGAUGCAGCUGCUGGCUGAACUCAAAGACUAUGACCUUCCUGGAGACUUUUUCCUGGAACUGCUGCAGGAGCUGACCAGCUGGGCAUCUGCAGAAGAUGAAGAGGAGGAGGAUAAAGAGGAGCUGGACGUGUCAGCCAUGACACUGCUGGAGGUGGAGCAGCGGCUGCUGGGAAGAGCUGCGAGGCGAAGCCAGAGACUCGCUUUGCUUCAGGUGUUGGCUGUGAUGGUCGAGUCUGUCCAGCCUACUGUGCUGCUGAGGCAAAGCACACAGGUGAAUGGAGAGAUAUGUAGCCAGCAGUAA